Molecule: messenger RNA, 748 nt
Organism: Telopea speciosissima
Lineage: Eukaryota; Viridiplantae; Streptophyta; Magnoliopsida; Proteales; Proteaceae
Product: protein LIGHT-DEPENDENT SHORT HYPOCOTYLS 6-like
Exons: 1
Coding region: 16-663 (215 amino acids)
Biological process (GO): mRNA transcription; response to light stimulus
Cellular component (GO): nucleus
Source: RefSeq, a predicted model, not a curated record
AAGAGGGAAAAGAAAAUGGAUUCGACAUCAGGUGGUGGUGGUGGAGGUGCAUCGGAGCCUAACUCAGGUGAGGGUCCUUCCGGAACAGGCGGUGGAGUAGGAGACGGAUCGUCGGCAGCGCCACCGAGUCGUUACGAGUCACAGAAAAGGAGAGACUGGAACACCUUCUUACAGUACCUCAAGAACCACAAACCACCUUUAUCGCUCGCAAGGUGCAGUGGAGCACACGUAAUCGAGUUCCUCAAAUACUUGGAUCAGUUCGGGAAGACGAAGGUGCACCUCUCUGGUUGUGCUUAUUUCGGUCACCCAAACCCACCUGUUCCAUGCGCGUGUCCUCUUAGACAGGCAUGGGGGAGUCUCGACGCGCUCAUCGGACGGCUUAGAGCGGCUUACGAGGAAAACGGUGGACGUCCUGAGUCGAAUCCGUUUGGGGCUAGGGCUGUGAGAAUUUAUCUGAGGGAAGUGAGAGAAGGACAAGCCAAAGCUAGAGGGAUUCCUUAUGAGAAGAAGAAACGAAAGCGACCUACCACGGCGGCGACAACAGCAACGGUGGCUAAUGCAUCAACUGCAGCGGCGGAAGAUGGUACUAGUGGUGGUGGUGGCUCUUCCGAAGCUGGGGCUGCUCCUACUGUUGCUAUUGCUCCAUCUUCUACUUCCGUAUAGCUUCCUCUUAAUUCUUCUCUUCUUUUGUCUAUUUUUACUCCUAUUUUUAAGUUUUUAUUUAUUAAUAUGUGGCAAUUUUCUCUUA